Messenger RNA from Penicillium subrubescens, 1245 nucleotides. RefSeq names its product Ygr210 GTPase family protein. Bases 1 to 1245 code for a protein of 414 amino acids. Gene Ontology annotation, cellular component: cytoplasm. The transcript is spliced from 9 exons. NCBI's taxonomy places the organism in Eukaryota, Fungi, Ascomycota, Eurotiomycetes, Eurotiales, Aspergillaceae. Gene Ontology annotation, molecular function: ATP hydrolysis activity; GTP binding. The record is from RefSeq and is a predicted model, not a curated record.
AUGCCCCGUGACCCCUUGAUUGGACUGGUGGGAAAGCCGUCAAGUGGAAAGUCCACAACCUUGAACAGUUUGACCGACGCUUCGUCUAAAGUUGGCAAUUUCCCUUUCACAACAAUUGACCCUCAAAGGGCCAUCGGAUACCUCCAGAUUGACUGCCCCUGCCAGCGACACAACGUUUCAGAUCGAUGCCAGCCAAACUAUGGCGGUUGCGUCGAGGGGCGACGCUCUGUCCCCAUUGAAUUGCUGGACGUGGCAGGACUUGUGCCAGGGGCGCAUCAAGGACGGGGCUUAGGAAAUAAAUUCUUGGACGACUUGCGACAUGCUGAUGCUCUGAUCCAUGUGGUCGACGUCAGUGGGACCACAGAUGCUGAAGGAAAGGCUACUCGAGGGUAUGAUCCGUCUGUGGACAUUGAAUGGCUGCACUCGGAAAUUGUGCGAUGGGUGUUGGGUAAUUUGAUGGAGAAAUGGGGAUCGAUCAAACGGAGGCACGUUGCAACAAAAGCGAACCCCGUCGACACACUACAAGGCCAAUUCUCCGGAUACGGGAGUACCUCAACAAUUGUUGCACGUUGCCUGGAUCGCCUUGGUCUGAAAGAACCUCUCGAGGCAUGGUCAGAUGAAACAGUUGAGAUUGUGGUCAAAGCUUUCAUCGAUGAAAAGUUCCCUACAGUGUACGCCUUGAAUAAGAUUGAUCACCCCGAUGCGGACAAGAAUAUCAGCAAAAUCGCUAAAAUGCAAGAUCCUCAAUCCAUCGUCCUUUGCUCCGCUAUUUCAGAAGUCUUCCUUCGGCGAUUAGCCAAGCAAGGGUACAUCAAAUAUGUGGAGGGUAGCGAGUUCGUGGAUGCUCGGGAAGAUUUGAUCGAAAUGGGCGACCCAGAAGGAGGGGGUCUCAAGGAGAUGGACGAGAAGUUGAAGAGUCGUGUUGAGAACUUGAAAGACAUGGUUCUUUAUCGAUUCGGAUCCACUGGUGUGGUUCAGUGUCUUUCUCGAGCUGCAGAACUUCUAGGCCUCGUGCCCGUCUUCCCAGUAAGGAAUGUUCAGACCUUCAACUCGGGCUCUGGAAGCGCGGUAUUCCGCGAUUGUGUUCUGGUCAAGAAGAAUAGCACAGUGGGCGACGUGGCUCGAAAAGUCAUGGGUGAUGUGCCAAUCUCCUAUAUCGAAGGAGUUGGAGGUACACGAGUAUCUGAAGACGACAUUGUUGCAGUUGGGAAACACGAUAUCCUAUCAUUUAAGGUCGGUCGGUAA